AUGGGCAUAUGCAUCUCGGCCGAAGAGCGAGCGGAGAAAAAUCACAGCCAAUCAAUCGAUCGCAUGAUUGAAGAAGAUGGCCGAAAACUGAAACGAGAAUGCAAGAUCUUACUGCUCGGUAGCGGUGAAUCCGGCAAAUCCACGAUUGUGAAACAGAUGAAAAUCAUUCACCAGAACGGCUAUACGAAAGAAGAGCUGUUUACUUGGCGAGCCACUGUCUACAAAAACCUGAUCGAGUCGGCCCAAGCCUUAGCCGCAGCCAUCGAGAAACUCGGAUUUGAAUACACGAAUGAAAAAAACAAUUACCAUGCUCAAUACAUUAUGGAAUACCACUUAGGAGACACCAAUAAACCAUUUCUCGAAGAAAAUAUCAUCAGUGCUAUCGAAAACCUCUGGCGAGAUGGUGUCAUUGCUCAAUUACUGGACAAAGGAGGCAGUGAAUUUUAUCUGAUGGACUCAGCACCUUACUUUUUCCAUCACGUUCGACGGAUAGGUGAACCCGAUUACGUGCCGGACGUUCACGAUGUUUUACGGGCGCGAUCGAAAACCACCGGUAUUAUGGAGACUCGAUUCACCAUGGGACAGCUUAGCGUACACAUGUUUGACGUCGGUGGUCAGCGGUCUGAACGGAAAAAGUGGAUCCAUUGUUUUGAAGCGGUCACGUCCAUCAUUUUCUGCGUAUCCUUGAGCGAGUAUGACCAAGUGUUAUUAGAAGAAUCACGACAGAAUCGAAUGAUGGAGAGUCUGGUGCUUUUUGAAUCAGUGAUCAACAGUCGCUGGUUUCUUCGCACGUCCAUUAUUCUGUUCCUCAAUAAAGUCGACGUAUUCACCACCAAGCUCGCCAAAAUUCCUUUUGAACGUUACUUUCCCGACUAUGGAGGCGGUCAAGAUGUGAAAAAAGCGGCCAAAUACAUCCUGUGGAGAUUCGGCCAAACGAACCGUGCGAAACUAAACAUCUACCCUCACUUAACUCAAGCAACAGAUACGUCCAAUAUUCGACUUGUUUUUACAGCCAUUAAAGAGACCAUAUUACAAAAUGCUUUGAAGGAUUCCGGCAUUUUGUGA
Messenger RNA from Radiomyces spectabilis, 1065 nucleotides. Its product is annotated as guanine nucleotide binding protein, alpha subunit. Gene Ontology annotation, molecular function: G-protein beta/gamma-subunit complex binding; GTPase activity; GTP binding. The record is from RefSeq and is a predicted model, not a curated record. Bases 1 to 1065 code for a protein of 354 amino acids. The transcript is spliced from 9 exons. Gene Ontology annotation, cellular component: heterotrimeric G-protein complex. Gene Ontology annotation, biological process: adenylate cyclase-activating G protein-coupled receptor signaling pathway. Lineage: Eukaryota; Fungi; Mucoromycota; Mucoromycetes; Mucorales; Radiomycetaceae.